Dermacentor silvarum is the source of this 504-nucleotide messenger RNA. RefSeq lists its product as uncharacterized. The record is from RefSeq and is a predicted model, not a curated record. NCBI's taxonomy places the organism in Eukaryota, Metazoa, Arthropoda, Arachnida, Ixodida, Ixodidae. The coding region runs from base 72 to 437 and encodes 121 amino acids. The transcript has 4 exons.
UGAACACAACGGAGCCAGUGUGGACUUACAGAACAACAAAACCAUGGAAGGUAUUCUGUGCAGUAGACGUUAUGUGGAAUAUAACUGAGACGGACAUCAUUUUUAACAGAUCAUAUUACUACAAAAAUUAUACAGUGAGAUACACCGUAGACGGAACAUUUUUCGAUCCAAUUAAGGACCAUUACAACACAAUUUUAAUAGGAGGUUUAGGUACCCUGAAGCAAGGUUGGGAGAUGCAGCUCUACGAGAAUACAAACAGAACAUGUGGCAUAUUUAACGUCUCCUUGAGUAUGCCGGUUCAGGCCACCUGGUACGACUUGCGAGUGCUAAAUUCCUCCCUGAGUGAAGGUCCAGCAGAAGAUUGCAUGGAAGCUUAUAACCAAUUCACUAAGAAAUCAAGAAAAAUUUACAAUGACACCUGUCAAUCCAUACUGUAAUGUGUGCCAGGAUUGUCUGUGCCAUCGUAUAGAAGAGGAAAUAAAACAUCAGAGCUUUAAAUAUGUA